Messenger RNA from Lactuca saligna, 528 nucleotides. The record is from the annotation of a GenBank genome assembly. Lineage: Eukaryota; Viridiplantae; Streptophyta; Magnoliopsida; Asterales; Asteraceae.
AUGAUGUCAACUAUCCUCUUUUAUCUACCAUUUUCUCCCUCUGAGACAUUAAAUACACGCCAUCCCAAAAUUGGAAGAACUAUGGCUUUUGUGUGCUGGAUCUCACAGGAAACAGGACUGCGUGAGAAGCAUAAACAAGAACUCAAGAAUAUGACAUUAAUAGCACAACCUUUCAAAACAUUGAAGCUUUUUAUAGUGGUUGUUCUUCAGUAUAUAACAAGAUCACUGCAUGUUGAAGAGCUUCUUGAAUAUGCAAGGUUUGGACUGUGGUGGGUAGCUCUUGGUGUUGCAUCUUCCAUUGGUCUUGGGUCUGGGCUGCACACUUUUGUUCUAUAUCUGGGUCCCCACAUUGCUUUCUUCACAAUAAAAGCAAUGCAGUGUGGUCGGGUGGAUCUUAAAAGUGUUGUUUAUGAUACAAUAAAGUUAAACAGAAGCCCUACAUGGCUUCAAAAGGAUUGUUCAAACUUUGGGCCUCCAUUGUUUUUUUAUCCUCUCAAGGUGUUCAGGUUCCACUUAGCAGCAUUUUGA